UCGGUUUGGCAUUAUGACGAAGAUCGACAAACUUAUGUAAAUGAGGUUGACGUUGAAGAGUUCCUUAGAGGGGCGUGCCUCAACAUUUCAGUGAUCCAAGUCUAUAUGAUGUGUUUAUUCCACGAACACACCUUUGCAUUUGACAACUCUCAGAUUGGGUUUGUUUGUCCCGAGGCAAUGUCAAGCUCUAGAAUCAAGGCCAACCCUCAGGCUGCAUCAAUGUAUUUGAAAGUAGUUUUCAAUGCUGAAAUUGAAAAGGAGAAGAAGGGUGAUCCUAACAUUACCAAGUGGUUUUUGAUCCCAUACCAUCAAGAAAAUCAUUGGAUUUUGUACGUGUUAGACCUACGUAGAGGUUGUGCGUAUAUUUUCGACUCUGCGAUAGGUUCCAACCGAGAAAAUAGUGCAUGGGGAAUCUUGUGUUUGGCAUACCAAGUGUACAAGUUUAAUGAUGGGAUUUGUCCGAAUAGAGCGACUAUGCAGGGGUUGAAAGGCUUCCAUGUAAAGGUAUAUCAUGCUUACUAAUUAGCUUUACUUUUUUUUUUGGGUAACUACUUGGAUAUAUAAUUUAUGAUUUAUCUCCAAAUCAGUGUGCUCAACAAGUCGGCGCCCGCGAGUGUGGCUAUUACGUUAUGAAGUUCAUGCAU
Molecule: messenger RNA, 644 nt
Organism: Spinacia oleracea (spinach)
Lineage: Eukaryota; Viridiplantae; Streptophyta; Magnoliopsida; Caryophyllales; Amaranthaceae
Exons: 4
Coding region: 106-522 (138 amino acids)
Biological process (GO): proteolysis
Molecular function (GO): cysteine-type peptidase activity
Source: RefSeq, a predicted model, not a curated record